Molecule: messenger RNA, 2490 nt
Organism: Sinocyclocheilus rhinocerous
Lineage: Eukaryota; Metazoa; Chordata; Actinopteri; Cypriniformes; Cyprinidae
Product: epithelial splicing regulatory protein 1-like
Exons: 15
Coding region: 261-2408 (715 amino acids)
Molecular function (GO): RNA binding
Source: RefSeq, a predicted model, not a curated record
CCAGGUAGGGCGCACACAAAACCAGCGCGAUCCAAGCAGCCAUUGCGGAGCAGAGCCAAGGGUUUCGGACUUGUUUGCAUCGAUUCUCACGCAAUUAAAAGGCCACGAGACACAUCAAGGCGAGUCCGAACCCGGCACUGAUCUGUCCGUAGGUGUGGGGUCACUGGGCUCUUCGCUUUUCUGUCACCUGGAGUUGAUCUCUAGGGUUUUGCUUUUGCUGUCGGGGUGGUGUGACAAUAUAUUUUUUUUCCUUCUUAAAAAUGACGGUUAAUCCAGAUUAUCUGGUGCUUUUUUUCACCACCACAUCUGGCGCAAGUGGGGACCAAUUGGGAUCAGAUGAGAAGGAAAUUGUACAGUUGGUUUGGCAAGUUGUGGAUUUAGCGACUAAAAAGGCUGGUCAGGUAAAUGAAUUGCUAGUCAAACCAGAUCACAUUGAGCUCUCUGAGGAGUGUCAGGAGGUGAGUGAACUCACCGAGGAGGCCUUGACAGAAGUUGAACCGCUUGAGGAGGCCAUCGAACAGUUGAAUCAGAGGUUAUGUGCAGAAGUGGACGCAGGUGCAGGAAACACCUUCUACCUCUGUACGGAUGGACAGCUGCACAUUCGUCAAGUCCUCCAUCCUGAAGCGUCCAGCAAGAAUAUUUUGUUGCCUGAAUGUUUUUUCUCGUUCUUUGACCUGCGGAAAGAGUUCAAGAAAAAAUUCCCAUCAGAAGGGGAACUGAAAGACUUGAAUCUUCAGGUCAUGGCUGACUACCUGAAUGUGGUUGUAGAUUCUUCUCUUCAUGCUUUCACUGCUCACAUGGUUCAGCAGAUGUCAGAAAUUGUUUUAGCACUCGUCUCGGAGCCUGUCUGCCACCAGUUCUCAUUCCCUGAAAAAGUGAAUGACAAGUUUGAGACUGGCACUUGCAGUAAGAUGGAGAGGGUGGAUGAUAACACAGUGAUCAGAGCUCGGGGUCUUCCAUGGCAGUCUUCAGACCAGGACAUCGCCCGAUUCUUCAGGGGUCUCAACAUUGCCAAAGGAGGUGCUGCGUUGUGUCUGAAUGCUCAGGGCAGGAGGAAUGGAGAGGCACUAGUGCGGUUUGAGAGUGAAGAGCACAGGGAUUUGGCCAUGCAAAGACACAAGCAUCACAUGGGCACCAGAUACAUUGAGGUUUACAAGGCAACAGGUGAAGACUUUUUAAAGAUAGCAGGAGGUACCUCUAAUGAAGUUGCCAAAUUUCUGUCGAGGGAGAAUCAGGUUAUCGUGCGUAUGCGUGGACUUCCGUUCACCGCCACCGCAGAGCAGGUGCUACAGUUCUUCUCCCCGGCAUGUCCUGUGACAGACGACAGCGAAGGCAUUCUGUUUGUACGUUUUCCCGAUGGCAGGCCCACUGGGGACGCUUUCGUGCUGUUCUCAUGUGAGGAACAUGCUCAGAAUGCACUGAAAAAACACAAGGACAUCCUGGGCAAGAGGUACAUAGAGCUGUUCAAAAGCACUGCGGCUGAGGUGCAACAGGUACUGAACAGAUACUCAUCGGCCCCCUUGAUUCCCGUGGCCCCAUCCCCCAUCCUGUCUGUUGUGCCACCCCCCACAUUCAUGCCACCAACGGCAGCAGUGACAGGUGUGCGGGACUGCGUGAGAUUGAGGGGUCUGCCGUACGAUGCCACCAUCCAGGACAUAUUGGUUUUCUUGGGGGAAUACACUGCUGACAUCAAGCCACAUGGAGUGCAUAUGGUGCUUAACCUGCAGGGUCGUCCGUCAGGUGAUGCUUUUAUCCAGAUGCGUUCAGCUGACCGGGCGUUCCUGGCAGCCCAGCACUGCCACAAGCACAGCAUGAAGGAGCGUUACGUGGAGGUGUUUGCGUGCUCCGCUCAGGAGAUGAACAUCGUGCUGAUGGGGGGGACGCUCAACAGGAGCGGCCUCUCGCCGCCACCAUGUAAGUUACGACGUCUGUCCCCGCCAUCAUACACAUUUCCUCAUGGGACGGCUGUUCUUCCUGCCGGAGCGGUCCUUCCUGCCGGAGCAGUGCUACCUGUGGAGUCAGCAGCUAUCUACCCCUCCCAGUUUCUGCUGAGUCCCCGGCCCCUGGCACCAACGACGGCCUUCUACCCUGCCAGUAACCCACUGUACAUGAACUACACCACCUAUUAUCCCAGCCCACCUGGCUCCCCCCCUAAUAUCAGCUACUUCCCUACUGGCCACACCCCUUCAGCAGGCUCAGUCCUCUCAGCCCCACUGAUACGAAUGCAAGGCCACGCCCCUUCCCAUGCUUUUAAUAGCGGGAUUAAAGAAAUCCUCAGCAUGGUACAUGGAUAUCAGCCCGGCAACAGCGACGCUUUGGUAACUUUCCCUUCUAUGCUGUCAGCCAAGCAGCCUAUUGGAGACCAGACUGUAGGAGGUGGAGCCUAUCUUGACUUGCAGUUGCUUUAAGCCAAACUAUUGACGAGGCCACACCCUUGCGGUGGAUACGGCAAACCCCUCAAUACAAAGCAGUUUAUGCUAUUUAUAUAAG